This is a messenger RNA of Nezara viridula (southern green stink bug), 933 nucleotides long. The record is from the annotation of a GenBank genome assembly. Lineage: Eukaryota; Metazoa; Arthropoda; Insecta; Hemiptera; Pentatomidae.
AUGGCUAAUCGUACAGUUAAGGAUGCGAAGUCUAUACGAGGUACAAACCCACAGUUUUUGAUUGAGAAAAUUAUCAGAUCUCGAAUUUAUGAGUGUAAAUAUUGGAAAGAAGAGUGUUUUGCCCUUUCAGCAGAACUAAUCGUCGAUAAAGCAAUGGAGUUAAGAUAUAUAGGAGGUAUUUAUGGAGGUAAUAUCAAACCUACUCCAUUUCUAUGCCUUACUUUGAAAAUGUUACAGAUUCAGCCUGAAAAGGAUAUUGUAGUUGAGUUUAUUAAAAAUGAAGAAUUUAAAUAUGUCCGUGCCUUAGGUGCAUUGUAUAUGAGACUAGUAGGCUCCUCAAUAGAAUGUUAUAAAUAUUUAGAACCUCUUUUAAAUGACAGCAGAAAACUGAGGCAUCAAACACGAGAAGGUGAAUUUGUACUGGUACAUAUGGAUGAAUUUAUUGAUGCACUUUUACAUGAAGAAAGAAUGUUUGAUAUCAUUUUACCAAGAAUGCAGAAGAGACAUGUAUUAGAAGAAGCUAAUGAACUUGAACCAAGGAUUUCUGCAUUAGAUGAUGAUGCAGAUGAUAACAUGGAAACCUCGGGUGAUGAAGAUGAAUUGCCUCCUGAAAAACCUACAAAGAGGGAAGACAGAAAAAGAUCACCCCAAAGGAAAGAGAGAGAUAGGAGUAAAGAAAGAGACAGGAAACAUAGAGAUAGAGAAAGGGACCGUGAGCGUGAAAGGGAAAAUAUUCGUGCUGAUAGAGACCGGGAAAAAUAUAGGGAAAGGAGUAGAAGUAGGGAGAGGAGACAUCGGUCAAGAACACCUGAAAGAAGAGAGCGGAGAGAUAGAAAAGAAGAAAGGACUAAAUCAAGAAGAGAUCAUGAACGUCAUGAAAGGGACGAUAGAAGAAGAGAGAGAGGUCAUAGAAAUAAAAAUGUGUAUGGAUAA